AACGCAAGGAAACUUUUUUUUUUUUUUUUGGCGCUUGCAGAAGUUCAGCGCUCGUUCAGUGCCUGGAGGGGAGCUGCCGGACUCGGGGCAGUUUCCUAGCUCUUAACCGCUCAAGCCACCGUGCAAGAUGAGCGCAGCCGUGGAGGAAGCUGUUUUGCCGUCUAUCUCUACCUUUGCCGGAUUGGUGCCGCUGGAAGACCGGCAGCCCGACAUGGUACAGCAGCAGCAGCAGAGGAUCCCCACCCACGCGGAGGGCGCCGCGACCAUCAAGAGGGAAGCGGACGAGCUGGGCAACUUCGUCGACCUGGAGUUCAUCCUGGCGCACACCACGAACGGGCAGCCCACGGGGGUGGUGGCGCCCCCGCACCCCAACCCCAACUACCCGUUGCCCGAGACUCCCGAGAGCUGCGGCACCACCUACGACAGCGACAGCUCCAACUACCAGCAGCCCUCCAACAAGUUCGCCGCGUCCUACAUGCCCAGCCCCGGUCACAGCUACAUGGCCGAGCUCUUCACGCAGGACAUGCAACAGCACCCGACGGCAGGGCCGGGCCCUUGCGAGCUGCAGCGGCGGGAAUACACGGAGCUGCGCGCCCCUGGCUUGGCCCACGGUCACCCAGCCUUAGCUCGGGGCAUAUCCAUGGAGCACCUGCGCGUCAAGCAGGAGCCGAUGGACGGGCAGCCGUGCAUGAUGAGCGGCAGCCCGGAUUGCCUGGGGCCCGCUCCUCUGGACCACAAGCCCCUUCUGAUGCAGGCCAUGAUGCAGCACCAGCAGCCGCCCCUCCCGCAGCACGCGCCCUCCGGCUUCCCCAACGAGCAGAUGAGCCCCGCGGCCCAGUGCCAGGUGGCUGGCGACGUGCACGCGCAGAUGGGAGCCCCCCAGCAUUACCCCCGGGGGCCCCACCUCUUUCCGCCCAACUUCGCCGGGCAGAUGCAGCCCCAGUUCCGUGGACACUUCAGCGUCUUCCGGGAGUCCUUGAACGCGCACGCCCAGGGCCUGCACGGGCUGCUGGUCACGCCGCCCAAUUCGCCCGUCUUGGAUUACUAUCCCCCGAUGGGGCCCCCGGAGGAAUGCAAGCCGAAGAGGGGCCGCAGGUCCUGGGCGCGCAAGCGCACGGCCACCCACAAUUGCGAGUUCGCCGGCUGCGGCAAGACCUACACGAAGAGCUCACAUCUCAAGGCGCACAUGCGGACCCACACGGGUGAGAAGCCUUAUCACUGUAACUGGGAAGGCUGCGGCUGGAAAUUUGCACGGUCAGAUGAACUAACACGCCAUUACCGCAAACACACUGGUGUCCGGCCCUUCCAGUGCCACCUAUGUGACCGUGCCUUCUCCCGAUCAGAUCACCUGGCCCUGCACAUGAAGAGGCAUGUGUGAAGCAUGGCCUGCUCCCUGGGGCACCUGGGUGGGAUGUGGUAGGGAUGAAGAAGAGGGGGAUGGGACAGGACAACAGGGCAGGGAUGCAAAGAGACUCUGAACUCUAUUUAUGAAGGGAUGGAAUAUUUUCUUAUUGGAAGAGGUAAAUUAUGUAUAUAUUAGUAAAACAUUUUAAUAUUUAAAGAGGAAACCCAGUUGGUUCUUCCAUGAAAAUAUGGAAAACGUUUGUGUAUUUAAGAGUGAAUAGUUACACAGAUCUAACUGCAGCAGAGUAUAUGAAAAAUUGCACUGGAAAUAUUUGUGUGUGGGCACUAUAAUUGUGGCAGCAUAUCUCUGCCAUUCCCAUUCCAAAUCUUCAGUGUGCACACAGCCAUAGUACAAAGACUAUGUCAAUUGCCUCAUGCGAGUUUAACUUUUUGAUGUUUUGCUCUGUACAGUACAAUGGUCUUUCUUUUUUAUCUUCUAAUGUAAAAUGCUUGCUCUUGUCAAACUACCUUUUUAUAGUAGGUAUCCUUGAGGAAGAGAGGGACAAAUUUUAACUUGCUGGCUCCUUUUGUUCAAAGGGAUGGUGCCAAAAGGGACAGAUCCAAAAUGGUUGGCUUGAAUUAAGUUACCCCAGUGAAUUAAAACAUCUGCAUCUCAUACCAAAUUUUUUUUAAUCAAAUAUAGAUACUGGGGGGUGUUACCUCAUGUUUUGCCAAUGUAUAUAAUGACCAGGGAAGGGACUAGAGGGAAGUCAACUUUUUUCUUUUUUCUAAAAUGGUCACUUCUGGAACAGGCUGUAAAACCAAAAUAUAAACCCUGAACAAAAAGCAAAACUUAUUCUGGAAGAUUGCAUGAGCUGAAGGGUUUCAAGGACCAAUGUAGUGCAGGACAAUCCUGCUGAUACUUAACUCAGAAGCAAGUCCCAUUUGAGUUUAAUGGGACUAACAGCACAAUCCAUACAUUCAAAAAAAGCCACAUUGAGUUUAGCAAGUGUUCUAAGGUGGCCAAGCUGAAAAUGAGGACAAGACUCCAGCACCUUUAAUUAGUUGUAUAGUUUAAUAGUUGUAAGUUGUCACACAGGCUUACAUCUUCUACACAGCUUUUAUUAAGCAGAGGAAUCCUGUCCUUUUUUUCAGCCAGUAACCCCAAAGUAUACCUGGAGUUGCAAUGUUAUUUCCCCCCCCCCCCUUGUCCUGCUCAGGGAUGCUGCUAAAGCAUUGCCAAAAAUGCCUUAACAUUCAAAUACAUUUUUUCCCUGCAAAAUUGAGAUAUCGCAUACAGUGGUACCUUGGGUUACAUACGCUUCAG
Messenger RNA from Lacerta agilis (Sand lizard), 2671 nucleotides. RefSeq names its product Krueppel-like factor 2. NCBI's taxonomy places the organism in Eukaryota, Metazoa, Chordata, Lepidosauria, Squamata, Lacertidae. Bases 128 to 1378 code for a protein of 416 amino acids. Gene Ontology annotation, biological process: regulation of transcription by RNA polymerase II. The transcript is spliced from 4 exons. Gene Ontology annotation, molecular function: DNA-binding transcription factor activity, RNA polymerase II-specific; RNA polymerase II cis-regulatory region sequence-specific DNA binding. The record is from RefSeq and is a predicted model, not a curated record.